AAAAGCUGCUGCCCUCUCUUCAGCCUCUCAUUCUCUCACUCUCCUCUUCCCUCUCUUUGGCAAAACAGUCGCUCUUCUUUCUCUUCUCAAAUUUUGGGAGGAGGAAGAAAAAGAGAGAGAAAAGUCCUGCUAUCAAAUAUCUCAAUAAGAAAGCAGUUUCAGCUUCUGGGUUUUCUCUCUGAAUCAAGAUCCCCUUUUGCCAACUGGGUUUGUUUUAUCUCUUGUAUUUUCCCUUCACCCUCCAGUGAACAGCUAGCAUCUCCUUGGAACCACAACUCAAGAUCAGAUUUUGACACUUGGGUUCUCUUCUUCCUUCAAUACCCCAUGGCUACCUACAUGCUCAAUGGAGCUGAGAGCCUCUCAAUCCUUAGCACGAAAUCCCCCAAGAAAUUGGGCUUUUUGGGCUCUUCUCUCGAUGGAAAAUCCCACCCCAAGAUGGGAUUUUCCCCCUUGAAAACUCAAAGAAGCAACAAAUCAAUUGUACCCAGAUGCAGCCUCUCCUCAUCAAGGCCAGCUUCUCAGCCCAGAUUCAUUCAGCACAAGCAAGAGGCUUUCUGGUUCUAUAGAUUUCUUUCUAUAGUCUAUGACCAUGUUAUAAACCCUGGGCAUUGGACUGAGGAUAUGAGGGAUGAAGCUUUGGAGCCUGCUGAGAUCUAUGAUGCAAGGAUGAAGGUUGUUGAUGUUGGAGGAGGAACUGGGUUCACAACUUUGGGGAUUAUUAAGCAUGUUUACCCUAAAAAUGUGACGAUUCUUGAUCAGUCUCCUCAUCAGCUUGAGAAAGCUAGGCAGAAGGAGGCACUGAAAGAGUGCACUAUCAUUGAGGGUGAUGCUGAGGAUCUCCCCUUUCCUACUGAUACUUUUGAUCGAUAUGUUUCUGCUGGAAGUAUUGAGUAUUGGCCUGAUCCACAACGAGGAAUCAAGGAAGCGUACCGUGUACUAAAACUUGGAGGAAUAGCUUGUGUGAUUGGUCCUGUAUAUCCAACAUUUUGGCUCUCUCGAUUCUUUGCUGAUAUGUGGAUGCUCUUCCCUAAGGAAGAAGAAUACAUUGAAUGGUUCAAAAAGGCUGGAUUUAAAGAUGUGAAACUGAAAAGAAUUGGCCCCAAAUGGUAUCGUGGUGUUCGUAGACAUGGUUUAAUUAUGGGUUGCUCUGUGACUGGUGUUAAAAGAGUAUCUGGGGAUUCUCCUCUUCAGAUGGGUCCAAAAGUUGAGGAUGUGAAGAAGCCUGUCAAUCCAUUUUCCUUCCUCUUGCGCUUCAUUUUGGGUACCAUGGCCGCAACCUACUAUGUCCUUGUGCCCAUUUACAUGUGGAUUAAGGAUCAGAUUUUCCCCAAGGGUAUGCCAAUAUGAAGAGGGCAAAGGCAAAGCAAAGAGAGAUGGCAUUUAUGUAUUUAUUCAGAACUAGUAGCUGCUUCUUUGUCUAGAAUUUUGUAUGAAAAUCUAUCAUGAUUCAACUGAUGGACAAAUUGUUAAAUGUUACUUAGUGAAUGCAUCCGCUCGCUUAUGGUGUUCUUUUGAAGUA
Asparagus officinalis (garden asparagus) is the source of this 1519-nucleotide messenger RNA. Its product is annotated as 2-methyl-6-phytyl-1,4-hydroquinone methyltransferase 1, chloroplastic. The coding region runs from base 325 to 1347 and encodes 340 amino acids. The record is from RefSeq and is a predicted model, not a curated record. Gene Ontology annotation, biological process: methylation. The transcript is spliced from 3 exons. Lineage: Eukaryota; Viridiplantae; Streptophyta; Magnoliopsida; Asparagales; Asparagaceae. Gene Ontology annotation, molecular function: 2-methyl-6-phytyl-1,4-benzoquinone methyltransferase activity.